UGUUCGCACUCCUCUUGAUCCCUCCAAAAAAAAGAGCUCCGACGCCCCACCUCCUCACUAACCGCACUCCCACCUCCCGACCGACGCGUCGCCGUGCUGCCAUGCCCCCCUCCUCCCCGCGCCGUCGCGGUACCGUCCUUCCCACCCCACCGCGGGCCCCCUCCUCCAUGCGUUGCCGCGCCCCGCUCCUCUCCGCGCCGCCAUGCCCCCCUCCUCUCUGUGCUGCCGCGCCCCCCUCCUCCCCGUGCCGCCGCGGUCCUUCACCCCUGCCGCCGCGCCCCCCUCCUCCCCACACGAGCCAGCUCCCAUCCUCCUCGGCUCCCGCCCCCAACCGCCACCCCCCGGCUCCGGUAGCCGCCCCACCUGUUCCUACCGCGGGUCUGAUGGCGCGGAUCCGGCUGGCGUGGUUGGGAGGAGAGACUCACCGGGGUGGGUCUCCUCCGCCUCCGCCCCCAUGCCGCGAACCGCUGCCUCUGCCCCCACGCUGCCGGGCGCCGCCUCCACCCCCACGCCGCGGGCCGCCGCCUCCGCACCCCACACCGCGGGCCUCCGCCUCCGGCCCCAUGCUGCGGGACGCCACCUGCCUUCCCCCCACUGUCGCUUGCCGCCUCCCUCCCCAACAACGUCGCGGCUACCCCGUGUUUCCACCCCCUGCAGCUCUUUGCGCCGAGAUGGUCGCCCACAUUGUAUCGAUGCACCACUGCCGCGUGCAGGAAGUUCAACUCCACAAUCCGCGUCCGUUCUAUCUCGCUGCUGUUGGCGUGCCCCGCUCCAACUCCAUCGCCUCUGCUUCACUGGUAAAACAGUGCGACCUGAGGAACCACGGGGGUUCGAGGACGUCCAGCUCCGUAGUCCAAUUCGCUUCCUCCCAAUCCGCUUGAUCUCGUCUUGCUCCGAAGCAUGCUUCAGUUCGACAAUAAGCUCUAGAAAGGUUCAGAGUACUUUGCACUUCAGGUUGUGGUGGGUCGUGUGUUAUGAUGUGUUCAUCGCUAGUUCCUACAGAGACGUACUCUAUGUGGACUUUUCUGUUAUAGCUAAUUGAUCGAACAUAUCUCAUAGUGAUGUGGUUCCUUCUCUGUAUUUCUUUUGCUGUGGUGCACUACCAUAUUUGCAGAAAAAAUAAGUUCUUUUGUGAGAGAAUUCGGUCUGGAAUCAUGGGAAAAAGAGGAUACAUUGAACUGGCUUUUUAUGGUUUGUCCAAUCUAUUUAAUUUGGUAUGUGUAGAAAAGAUGUUAUGUCUACAUACUAUCAUCUUGUUAGUUCCGAAUACUAUCAUUCUGGUAACUUCAUAUGUUUUUGUUUUGAGAAGUGCAUAUCCCUCCAUGAAUACUAUCCUGGUGUCCUAUCCUCUUGAUAUGCCCAUGAGAACUGAUACAAUUUUUUCUGCAGGUUUCCUUGUUGAUUUAUGAGGGCUACACAAGUUUAAUUUUUACGGAAGUUGAACUCUAGGAUAUGGAGUUUGAUGGAUGUGGAGGUUCUGUCAAAUAUUUAUGGUUUAUGAAUUUUCUGAUUAAUACCAAGGAUCAGUGCCCUAGCCUAGCAUAUGAUAGAAAUGCCGGGUUGCAUGUCAGUGCAUACCUAUGGUCGUCGUCUUUGGACCAGGGUCCUUUUGUUUUGGUCUGGUAGCUUCUGGCUGCCCAUUCAUUAGUACUGGAGCAUAGCAUUCUGCGUUGUUUAAGCAAACAUUUAAAUUGUAUUACAAAUUGUUGUUCUUCCCUCUGUUCCACAAAAGAUUGUGUGUUCUUUUUUGAAUCUAUGUUAGAAAGAAGUGCAGAAAACAGUAGCAGAUAGAAAACAGUAGCAAAAGUUCAAAGUUCAAACUUUCAUCAGUCCAGUAUACAAAAAGCAACAAAAAGUUCACUCUAAAAAAACACCAGUAAUGUUAUGAUCUGAAUUUCCUUUGGCCAGUCUUUUUUAGUCUGUAGCAGAUAGAGUCCCUCCAGUUCACCGACGCCUGCGCCACCGGGUGCAGCCACUGUGAGGCGGCGCCAACAAGCAGUAUGCACGGGGGCGGAGCAGCCUUCCAGUGUGUUUGCUGGACAGGAACAAUGUGUUGAUGUCGAGAAAAACAGAGGCAAGGUUAGGGGAUUUUGUUUUUGUUCUGAAGUAUUUAUUUGCAUGCAUAAGUUUGAAGAUUGUCGUAGAGCGAGUUCAAGUGUGCUAAAUCACGACGGGCGGUGAGAGUUCAUUUAAAUCACGACGUCUGAAUCGGGGUCAUCCCCUGCCACCAUGCUCCUACAUGGCCGGGUGGUCAUGAUGAUUAGCAGUAUGUACACAAAACAUCAAUGUUUGCUUGAUGGCCAUUCCUGAUCUACAUACUUAGGUAAGAUGCAUAUACAUCUAUGCAGGUGUGUUGAUGAAUUGGUUUACUAGUAGAACCUUGUAAAAACAUUCCCACUUUACUGUAUACACGUAGAUUUUUGAAAUUACUGUCUGCUGAUGUGGCUCAUAUGCUUGAACUUACAUCUAUCAAAAAAAUGACAUGUUAAUUUCAUGCACGGCCGCCGCGGUCGUCACUGACGGUGAGAUGGUUGCUUGUGUGUGUAGGAGUACUAUGUAGUUGCAGAUUAGCUAUUACUCUCACUCGGCAUGGUUUGGAGGAGUGCUACCUAGUUGCACAUUGUAUCAGGUGUUUAUCUUACUGCUCUGCCGCUGAUUCUUGGACACAGUAUACUUUCUCGUAUGUUUCAUUAAAUAGAGCACAUAAAACCUAAGUAUGUACUCGGUAAUGUCAACUUUGUGACGCGUCUUCUUUCCUUUUAGGACCUGCACGAGUUUCGGCCAAGGAACCUUCAUCGGGCAGCAGGGUGUCCCCGGAGUUCUAUGCAACAACGGUCAUUGAACUCAGUAAGCCUUGCACAGAUAGCAUGUGCAAUGAUGAAUGCAUGAAGAUCUUUCUAGGUCCUGGCGACUGUGAGAAAGGCAAGUGCUUAUGGGGGUUUUGCGGAAGAAGAAAGGCUUAGCUUAACUGGCAUAGCAGUACUCAAAUCAGGUGUUGAUGUUGUGGAGGCUUUGGAUCUUUCCCUAGUUGCUUGACUCCAAUAAUAAUGCCUUUUGAGAUUGUACCAUUUUGUCAUCAUUUGGCCUUGUAUCGAACUUCUAGUCAUCUUGUUACAUCAGUUCAAAAGCAUAGAGGUGGCACUGAUGUAGCGAUCUUGUCUGCGACCACAUGGAUCUUGUUUUGUUUAAUGUUGUUUGAUGUUCGUAGAUACACGUAAAA
This is a messenger RNA of Triticum aestivum (bread wheat), 3220 nucleotides long. RefSeq names its product formin-like protein 5. The transcript has 2 exons. Lineage: Eukaryota; Viridiplantae; Streptophyta; Magnoliopsida; Poales; Poaceae. Bases 102 to 881 code for a protein of 259 amino acids. The record is from RefSeq and is a predicted model, not a curated record.